UCGUGCUGCUUGGAGGUCGAGCGGGCGAAGUCUUCGCUAAAUCGUCGGCCUUGUUGGACCUGGAACGCAUUUCAACGCGCUUCUUGGGGGUUGACAUCACAAAUUAUUCGAUGGAGUAGCACCCGAUCGACAAGUAACUGGGCCGUUGUGGAUCCGUAGAAGGGAGGUUACAAUCGAGGCGAGGCAGUGAGAGGACGAGGGCUUUGCAUCUAGCGCGACAUACAUGUUCAUGUGGUGCCAAACGGGAGUCCCACCAACAACGCAGAAAAACCAACCAAUAGCUAGUAGCUAGCUAGGUUUCGGAACAAGCUACGAACAUGGACAGCGACAGCUCUACGGUGGAAACGCCACGGAGAGGAGGGCACAUUGACCUUAGCAUUGUCGACUUUGUAAGCAGCUACGAUGAUCAGUCGAACUUUAUGUCGUUGCCAUCUGACGUGUACGAGGAGAAAAGACAACAACAAAAGCAAACAGCAAAGACCACCAGCACAAGUCAACCCCCCAGUCCCACCGAUAGCAGCAGACGACAAGCGCAAAAUGCUCAACAUCAAUCAAGCUACCACCAAGACAACUCGCGGGAGAACAGAACUGUGCAAUCUCCAACAUCCGCGAACCCACUUCGGCACUACAACCUCGUAAUUCUCUCCGGUGCAUUCUUCAUCAUUGGGAGUGUUCUGUUCUUCUGGGCAUCAUGGCUAGAGUUCUUUGAGCACAGCAACAACGCGCGAUCACGAGCUUUUCUCUCUAGUAGCGAAUCUCUAAGAGACUCCUCUGAUUCAAGGGGUUUUCACUUGAAACUCUCCAGCCUCGAUACCUAUGUCACACAACAAAUGAUGCUGCUGAUGGGAAGUACAUUCUGCUUCUUGCAGGUUGGGAUCAUCAACCUGGUGAGAACCCCACUGGAGAAGUUUCACUUCUUCCAAAUAGCAGCUGGGUUGUUUGGUUUGGUCAGCGGCAUGUUCUGGGAGUCCAAGACAAUCUUGUCUGACAUUUCCUAUUUCUUCUUUGUGCAUGCCAUGACUGGUCAAGCCCUGAUGCUGUUGCACCAUCAUUACUGGACUCUGAUUCAACCUUUUCGCUCAGAACUUCGGAAGCAACAAGAAAGACAACCCCAGCCCCAGCCACAACCAGCCCAAACUCAAACUCAAACCCCCGCAGAUGACGCCCAGACGCCAUCUCGUAGGCCGUCCCAGCGGCUUUCGCAGCUGCUAUCUCCACGACAACGAAAGGGCCAUUUUGCCCUCUUAUCACCGGGAAAGCUUUCCGGUAUAUUGGACUCAGGCCGAGACGAGGAAAAAGGGUCUGAGAACUCUGAGGAAAGUGUUAGGUCCAACGCAAACUCUGGGGAUGUUAGCUUUUCUGUUGAGGAAAGCUACUCUAUCAAGGACGAUGCACAAGAAUCAUGUCCUCGUGGUGAUGAUAACAAUCCCAGCCUUGCAUCCAAGGAAGAAGAAUCUUCGGGAGAUCCGAACGCAUCGGAUAACAACGUGACAACGUCGCAGCGCGUCGCAAGCGAUUCCAAUUCGACCCAACGGGAAACUGCGGUGGCAACGUACCUUAGGUUCGGAACAUUCUUUGGUGUGGCCGAUGGCUUCUUUGUGCUCGGUGCUGUCGUGGAGACAGCACUGACUUACUUGACGAUUCUGGUCAUACCAUCCAGCGACGACGACGACGACGACAAUGCGGGCCAAUCCCCUUGGAAUGGGGCGGCAAGGAUCCUCAACUUGGCACCCGGAUUUUUCUGGUUGCUUUACGCUAGUGGGACAACGCUGAACACUGUACUACUGCACCGAUAUGUGAAACGAAUACGAGGUCAUCGUCAGUAGACGGCGAUGAAUGAUCGAACGAAACACAAUCGUACUACCUGGCUGUCAUUGAGCAACAGGGGCGGGGCUCUGACAGCGAAAACCAACACAACUUUUGUACUGUACCUGCAAACUGCGUCUAUGAACAUUAUCAUGUACUGUUUCAAAAACAUCUAUAACAAUUAUAACUGGCUACCAUUUCUUUCUUCUCUUUCUCA
Seminavis robusta is the source of this 2023-nucleotide messenger RNA. NCBI's taxonomy places the organism in Eukaryota, Bacillariophyta, Bacillariophyceae, Naviculales, Naviculaceae. The record is from the annotation of a GenBank genome assembly.